UCCUCCAUCCAUCUUCCUGGGCAGCAUGGGCCCCCGGGGCUCCUCUGUGCUCCUCCCCGCCGCCCUGCUCCUCCUCCUGGUCCUCCUGGGGCUGCUGCAGGUGGGGCCCAGGGGAUCCCAGGAGCGGCCAAGCCCAGCCGGGCCCCUCCAGCAGCCCUCUCCCUCCCUCAGGAGGCAACAGCAGCAGCAGCAGCACCACCAAGUCACCUACAUCAGGAGCAGCCGCCUCAGGGGCCACCAAGGCACCGCCUGCUGCCGCCUCCAGGGGGCGCCCGCCAAUAACGGCGGCAGCAGCAGCAGCAGCAGCAGGAGCAGGAAGGCUGUACGCUGGCACAUAGAUUUGCAACCCUGGGCAAGCUCUACGCCAUCGCUGAGUAAUGAAGCCCUCAGGCUCUUAAAAUAUAUCAGCACUGCCCAGAUUUCAUGCAAUCACAUGAACGUGAAAGAGCAUGCAGGAAUCCCUGACAACCCAGCUAGGCCCUGGUCAGUCUGCCUGGAUGACAGAUUUAAUUUGGUUCAUCAAAUAAAAAAGAAGCAAUGUCGCCUGUAUUCACUGGGACUGGGCAGUGAUGACAAUCAGUUUGAGAUCAGCAUGGCCAACAGUGGUUGUGAGGUGCAUCGCUUUGAUCCCAGUAUCCAGUCAGCACAUGUACGGGAAGGGCAGCAUCUCUGGUACCAUCGUCUGUCCAUAGACUGGCGGGAUCCCAACCCAAUGAUUGCGGCUCAUAAGCUUCGCAUCAACACAAAGAAGCUUGGGACCAUAUUAAAUGACUUUGGACAUCACAAGAAAAGAGUUAUGUCUCUGAAGCAAAAACAGGAACACUUAGUAGCUAUUCCACCUAGAUCUCCAUCAAUAACAUUAUUGGCACUAAACCACCUGGAAAAAGCCAUCCCAGAGGAAAGGCUCCAAGAACAAAGUCUUCUACCAGGUAUCCUUCAGUCAUAGAAGAAAUGGUGAUAAUCCACCAGGCUUUCUCACUGCUUAAGACACCAGGGAAUUAUGGCUUGAUCGAAAGAGAAUGCAACAACAUCAACAACAAAGACUUCCCCCUCCGUUGUCAAAAGGAGAUCACCCAAACAAUAAUUGUGUUUAUGUGGGCGGCAUCGAUAAUAUUGAUGCAGAUAUAGAUACUAAUUGACUGAUUGUACCAUCAUGCCCAACUUCUUUGUCAAAUCUAGAUCAACCUGUUAGUGGGGAAAACAUCCAAAUAGUCACAUGGAAUGUUGCUGGGUGGAAGGAAACAGUGAAUGUUGAUAUAGUGGGUUUUCUUUCUAAAUUUGAUGUUGUUGCCAUCCACAAAACUUGGUUAACUAGCGAGGAUGAGCCACUAAAACUACCAGGCUUUCAAUGUUGGGAUACCCCUGCCCAAAAACUAAUAAAUAAGGGGAGAGCUUCUGGUGGCCUCUGUAUUCUUAUAAAACAAGAAUUACACUGGCAUGGGGAGAAAUUAUAUAAUGGGGAUAAAUACUCCCAUUCCCUAGUUAUGAAAUUUACCUAUAAAGAUUUUGAAGUUGUAAUGGUAGCCGUGUAUAUCCCUCCUAUUACUUCCCCCUUCUAUAAUACGAAUUUGUGGACUUCUCUAGAAGCUCAAAUGGAAGAACUUAUAAUUCUCAAUCCUCAAUCCACAAUAAUUUUAUUGGGUGACUUCAAUGCCAAAUUAGGUCCAUCUCUUUAUGAUUUUGCCCAAAAGAACAACUUUAGAUGGGCUAAAGUUGAUACUACGGCAAUAUCAGUUAGUCUCAAACUAGAGAACGUGGAAAACUGGGCCAGUACAAUCCGGUCACCUUUGGUUGAUUGGGUAGCAGUCACAGAUGCAUUUACAAACUUAUGCCAAAUGUUGAAGAACUAUUUAACAUCUAAGCCCAAAAGGGAAAACUGUAAGAAAACUAAUUCACCCUGGUUUGACACAGAAUGUAGAAGUUCUAUGGAGCAAACUAAUUGACCUUAAAAUUGAAUUGCGAUUGUUGUUAGGGCUUGCGAAUGAAUUGAAUAUAUUUCUAGUUCUGCUCUAACAGCAGCCACGGAUGUCCUCUUGUUCUUUAAUACAGCCCUUUAUACAGGUACCAGUUUGAGAGUGAGAUUUGGUUUAAACGGAGCCUUGACAAAUAAAAUCGAUACAUACAAAGGAGUAAGACAAGGGUGCUUAUUAGCUCCCUUAUUAUUUAAUUUAUAUAUUAAUGACCUGCCAUCUGCAUUGAAAGAUUCUACAGUCCAUAUGCCAACAGUCCUACAUACUCCUUGUAACACUUUGCUUUAUGCUGAUGACAUGAUUUUGUUAUCAUAUUCUCAAGUAGGUAUGUGGAGAUUGUUAAACAGACUUAGUGGUUAUUGUCAGAAUAAUUUUCUGACCAUUAACAAAUCUAAGUCAAACAUAAUGGUAUUUGGUAAACGAACGCAGAGUCAUAGAUGGCAAUUAGAGAGUGAGCCAAUAGAUCAAGUAAGGAGCAUCUCUUAUCUAGGUGUAACAUUCUCAGAAAAGAGAUCCUGGUCAUGCUAUCAUCAAAGGAGUUCACUUAGAGCAAAGGCCCGUUUGAAUCUCAUACUUAAACUAAAAGCUCAAAAAUACCCUGGCGCUCUAACACCAAUAAUUAAUGUUUAUAAAGCUGAAGUUACACCUAUGCUUUUAUACGCAGCAGAAGUUUGGGGUCUAAAUUCCAUUUCAGUAGUUGAACUAGCUCAGUCUCAUCAUCUGAGAUGUAUAUUGGGUGUACACAAGAGGACAUCCAUGGCUGUUGUUAGAGCGGAACUAGAUUCAUUCGCAAGCCAAAAUCAAAGUGUUUAACUAUUGGUGUAAAAUUAAUGAAAUGGAGCCAGAUAGACUACCAAAAUUAUGUUUCUUAGAACAGUCUCAAUCCCAUCUUGAGUCCUCUUGGUUUAGACAUAUAAUAAACUUUAUUAUGAGCUGUGGUCCCCCUGUAACCUGCACAAUCAAUGAGCAAGCAAAAAAGGGUGCGAGACAGAGAAUCCAGGAUGUCGAGGCCCAAAAAGAUAUAGCCACCCUUAGUAAGGUAGGCAUUUUAAAAUGGCUGGGUUGUUUUAAAUGCACUUUUCAAAGACCUAACUAUCUAAAAAUACAAAUGCCAAAAUACCUGAGGGAGGCAUUUACUUGAGCUAGAUUUGAUCAUCUUGACAUAAUGGUAAGAUAUGGUAGAUUUAAUGGUAUUCCUUAUGAUGAGCGAACUUGUAUUUGUGGAGACCAAGAGAUUGAAGAUUUAGCUCAUAUUCUAUUCAAGUGUAAUUUGUACCAACAGAAAAGAGACCAGUAUCUUGGUCACUAUAUCAAACGGUCAAUGGUCUGGGAUACCCAUGUUAGAACUUCAUACUUCAUGAGUGGUCAAGAUUCAAAAAUAUCUAUUACCACAGCUAAGUUUCUAUGUAAAGCAAUACAGUUGAGAGCUAGAUAUGUGGGGACAAUUGGGGUCAACUGUAGAGGUCAAGAGGAAUUUUGAUGUGUAACUGAUGUUCAAUCUUUUGUUUUAUGUACUGUCAUUUUAAAGCUGUAUUUUCCCCCUCUCUAUUUUACCCAUUUUUGUAUUUUGAAUCUUUUAUAUAGAUUUUUAUAAUCAAGUUUUAUAAUUUUGUUUCAUUUAUGAGUUUUGUACUUAAAUUGUAUGGCAUUCACAUGGUAUCUGUACGGUAUUUUAUUCUUAUUUUAGAUUUAUUAUAUUUAGCUUUUUCUAAUUUCUAUAGAACUUCUAUAGAAUUUUUAUAGUGUGUUUUG
Molecule: messenger RNA, 3722 nt
Organism: Sceloporus undulatus (fence lizard)
Lineage: Eukaryota; Metazoa; Chordata; Lepidosauria; Squamata; Phrynosomatidae
Gene: METTL24
Product: methyltransferase like 24
Exons: 6
Coding region: 26-946 (306 amino acids)
Source: RefSeq, a predicted model, not a curated record